Molecule: messenger RNA, 597 nt
Organism: Rhizopus microsporus ATCC 52813
Lineage: Eukaryota; Fungi; Mucoromycota; Mucoromycetes; Mucorales; Rhizopodaceae
Exons: 2
Coding region: 1-597 (198 amino acids)
Cellular component (GO): vacuolar transporter chaperone complex; fungal-type vacuole membrane
Source: RefSeq, a predicted model, not a curated record
AUGAUUGAAGAACAGGAAAAUGCAAAUAAAGAAGCAGUGGUGAACAAGCAAGCCGAAAGGACAUCUGGUCGCUCUCAUAAAAGUUCAGAAACUCAGGUCAACCUACAGACCUUUGCUCAAGAGACAUCAAAACAGCUUCAGGGUCUACCGCCUGUUCCACCUGCAAAACAAGAAAAAAGGAGUCAAGCGUCAUCUUCGUCACAGAGUAGGUCUAUUCUUCAUAAAUUAUUCGCUAAAGGGAACCAUGACCUCGAACUUGGUACCAAGGUGGAUGAGAUCAAGAAGCCAAAGAUGAAAGUGCGCGUGGAACCCAAGGUCUUUUUUGCAAAUGAACGUACCUUCAUCUCAUGGUUACAGUUUUGCGCUUUGCUUUUGACUGUUGCUUUAAACUUGUUAAAUUUUGGUGAUAUGGUAUCACGUAUUGUUGGUGGUAUCUUUAUUGGACUGGCUGCAGGAAUUGCCAUCUAUGCACUGUAUCGAUUUGAAAAACGAGCCUGGAUGAUCAAUCAUCGUAUCGAUGGACGUUAUGAUGAUCUUUGGGGUCCGGCACUACUCUGUUUACUUUUAGUGAUUGCUCUCAUUGUAAGUUAUUCAUGA